Molecule: messenger RNA, 2832 nt
Organism: Mesorhabditis belari
Lineage: Eukaryota; Metazoa; Nematoda; Chromadorea; Rhabditida; Rhabditidae
Source: the annotation of a GenBank genome assembly
AUGAAGAUAGCCUGGGAAAGUCCGGACUGGCCAGGAAGUCGGAUAGAUCCCGGUAUAACAUGUCUCACAUGGAUGCCUCAACCCGAUCGACCGGGCCAUGGGAUGCUGGGAAUCGGAAGUGAGUCGGGCGCCGUCGGAGUAACGUUGACCUCAAUUGCUCCCUGUGAUGAAGACAGUCAAAGAUACAACUUCAACCUCCGCGGACAUCACUCGACGAUUUGUAUGGCAACUUGGAAUAAACCGCAAUGUAAAUUAGCUUCAUGUGAUGCUUCGGGAGUAAUCUACGUUUGGGUGCGAAACGACGAUCGAUGGUCGGUCGAGCUCGUCAACGAUCGGGGAGUGAAAGUUCGUGAUCUCUCUUGGUCUCCGUGUGGUCGAUCUGCAUUGAUUUGUUACGAGGACAACUUCGUGCUUGUUGGUUCUGCAAGUGGUCAACGGAUUUGGAGCCAUCAAUUUCCGGCAGCUGAUCACGAUGUAACUUGUGGUGUCUGGGCUGCUGAAUCGAGAGAAAUAAUUCUUGGCUUUGCUACUGGAAGUAUUCAGGUCAUGUUUUGCGAUGGAGGCAAUAUCACAGAACGAAGCCUUUGUAACGAACCAAUAACCAAGCUAGCUUGUUCCACGGAGAUUAACGGAAAAUGGACACUGGCUGCCCUCACCGAGAGAAAGUUGAUCAUGAUAUCAGCCUAUGAUCAAGUUGUUCCGCAUACGUAUACGGGUACUUUAUUAAUUAAAAAAAUCGAAUGGAACAGUGAUGGGACUUUGCUGGCUGCGAUCACCGAAUUACAUCAGUUGCUAAUUUUUGACCGAGAGGCAAGGCUAAUCCAUCGCGAAGAGGUGCCCCUGUCGAAGGAUCGACCACUUUCCGCGUUUACUUGGGCUCAUAAUGGAAAGACAAUAGUUGUGGCUGCGGGCGGGCAUGUUGUUGUGGGAAAACGAUUGGACGUUGUGUUGGAGGAGGAAAACGAGGCCGCUGUCUCCGGAAAAGUGUUGAUGGGAGUGCCCUCGUUGUUUAAUUUAGUCACAUAUGCCGUUUGGCGCGAACUCGGAGCAAGCUCUCGAAGGGUUGAUCGAUUGCCACUUCCAAAUCGCGAAAAGGAAUCGAUAAAACUCUUAGAUCAUCAUAUAAUUAGAUGUCGAAUACCACGGUCGGACGACUUGUGUAAAUUUGUGUGUACAGUAAACGAUGCCCGGUCAUAUUGCACGAUUCGACCGCUAACACGAGGAAGUCACUCAUAUGUACUCUGCAUGGAACACAUGGGCGGUUUGGUGCCACUGUUGGUGGGCCGACAAGUGAACCGCUUCCUUCCACAAUUUCAUGUUUCGCUACAUCAUGGGACGCACACCGGCUCGCCUGGCACCGGCACUCCACCGACAAAUCGACAACAGACAACAAUUGGAGGGUCAGCACAAGUCGAAGAUAUGUCCGUCCUUCCGCGAACAUCGACAGGCAGAAAUUCUCUAUGGAGAAGAAGCAAACGUCAAUUACGAGCUUUGAUGUCCCGCCACGUGAAUGCCGCCGUUCGAGCGCCGAGAACCGAUUCGCGUCUCGUUCAUGUUUCGUCGAAUGUUUGGUGUACGCGAUUCCAAGUCACGUCUCUGUCUCCACAACAUUUACCCGGAUUUUUGGCACAAAUUGUCUACAAAACCUCUGUUCUACACCUUCAACCACGACAAAUGACGGUUCAAUUGGCUAACAUGUCCCUAAGCAGCAAACCGUUAAGCGUCACUCGAAGAUCGUCUGGAUUGGACAAUUCGUCGAAUGCUUCAUCGAACAGAAAUGAGAAAAUUAACGAAGAGGAAUUGAAUAUCAUUGAACUUGGCGAAAAUGAGACCGAAGAUGAUUUGGCCCAGUUGUUGACGUCAUCGAGGAUUUCUGGGGAAAAUGGAGAUCGAGAUGAUGGAUUGACGCACGAGGAGAGACUAUUCUUUGAUCGGGUACUCACUGAAUGUGCCUCUUUGAGAGCCGCCAUGGAGUUGGCUGUCCCAUCCACCUCAGGAUGCUUGCCAUCAGCGAAUACAACAACCACUAGCAACGCCAUCUCUGCCGGAUCUUCAAAUUCAACCCGAGCCGCAAUGCAUUCAUUAUCACCAGCUAUUUCACCUUCACUAUCACAUUCCGAGAUUGGCUCCUUGGCUACUUCCGCGCUCAGUUGGCAAGAAGAAGUUGAUUCAAUGGAAUAUAUUGAUGGUGCCGACGAAGAAGCAGCCCUUUUGAACACAGAGAGCAGUGAACGCAGUCGGCAGCAGAUUCGGGAAAAGGGACAGGCUCCAGUGGAACAACGAGACUCGUCUAAACGGAAAUCGACUGAAAAAGCAAAAGACAAUGAGGACAUUCGAACGCAUCUGGAUAAACUUUCGAGGAUAGCCGCUCAAUUGGGCCAACGACAAUCGAACUUCAAUAAGAACCGUGAUCGGGAUUCGAUUCGCAAGAUGAGAACUCAAGUGAAGGAAUUAUUAAGAAGAGUGAACGAAAUUGAGAAGAAGGUUGGUGGAGCCGAUGUGCGUGGAGAGGUCCGCGAUCUCGUGCACACGAUUGAGGAGAUGAAGAGGGCACUCGGUGAGGGCUCGCGAGCUAGUCGACUCCCUCAAAACAUGCUCACCCUACACAACAAGGCGCCUAUCUGGAAUGAGACGAAUCAAGUCUAUCAACUUGAUUUUGGUGGACGAGUUACUCAAGAGUCGGCAAAGAACUUUCAAAUUGAGGUCGAUUCGAAACAGGUUUUGCAAUUCGGACGAAUCGAAGGCGGUGCCUAUACACUCGAUUUUCGUGCUCCUUUCUGUGCGGCUCAAGCGUUUGCGGUGGCUCUUGCAUCAAUCACGCAACGGCUUAAA